AUGGCCUUCAACUUCAACUGGUCGCCGCUUACUGCCGACGCCGAGUUCUACAGCCGCGCGCGCGGUUUACUAACCAAAGCGCUGAACAAGCCGCCUAAACCGCCCAUCAUCGUCGACGACAUCUUCGUCAGCGAGCUGAACUUGGGAACCGUGCCUCCCGACUUGGAGAUCCUCGAAAUCGGGGACCUCGCCGAAGAUCGCUUCCGGGGCAUUUUCAAGAUGUGCUACUCCGGCGAUGCUUUCCUGACGCUGAAAACAAGGGUACAAGCAAAUCCUUUAAACACCUACCUCUACUCAAAGCCGGCUUUCACAUCGCCUCGGCCUCUUGCCGCAGCCUCGGGGCUCACAAUUCCCCUCUCUAUAACACUAUCGGAUUUCAAACUCUCCGCCUUCAUCAUACUCGUAUUUUCCAAGCAAAAAGGCUUGACCUUGGUGUUUCGCAAUGAUCCGCUCGAGUCGCUCAAGGUUUCGUCGACAUUCGAUUCGAUACAGUUCGUCCGCGACUACUUGCAACGGACAAUCGAAGAACAGCUUCGAAACCUGAUGAUGGAGGAGCUUCCCGCCAUCAUCCACCGACUGUCUUUGGAGCUGUGGUGUCCAGACCAGGCAAACAAGAGUGCCCAGACUCCUCAAGAUGAUGCUGACGAGAAAGGCGUUGAUCCCUUUGCAAGUCCACCUUUGGACCCUGUCGACGCAAAUGGUAAUCUCUUGGAUUACAAUGCGAUCUCCGAGUUGGCUCUCAAUGGCGGCGGUGAGGCGCAAUCCCUAUUCUCGCAGAAGAACCUGUUGCGCCUGGCUACACUGACCGACUCUCACCGUACACUGUCGCUGUUCACACCUGGCAUCAAGGAUGUCGUUUUCCGUGCCUGGUCCGGCCAUGGAGACCGAUCCGAAGCUGCCAGCCCACCGUUCGCUACCCCCAGUCUCGCAAAAACGUACUCCCUAUCGGCCGACGGGAGCACAACCUACACUUUUUCCGACUCGGGUAGCACAACCCUCGGAUAUUUCCCGUCGAAGCCGUCCCUCGCCAACCUGGCCUCUGCCACCAACGGAGUGGCCAACACUGCCGGCCAUCGCUCUCGUCCCGGUCGAAAGAAAAAGACCCGGAUCAUCGAUUUACGUCGAGCCAAAGCAGAGAAGCCCUGCUCAGACGCGCCUUCUGAGGAUGUCUCAGACACGACUUCCGUCAAUAUCCCCCCAUCGGAACCUGCAGCGUCCAUGUCCAUCCCCGAGCAGCCAGUUGCUCCGGAAGACGUGACUGGUAAGGAUGGGCCCGCUGGAAAAGUUCGCUUCCAACACCCGCGCCUGGACCAUACUGCGCCUCUUCGCCGGACGCUCAUGUCUGACCUGUGCAACAACAACAACAACAACAACAACAACAACAACAACAACAACAACAACAACAACAACAACAACAAGUCUGAACAUGUGACGUCCACUCGCGAAGCUUCACAAACGGCUCAGCCACCUGCCAGGUGUGACCUGGAGGGGAAAAAGACAGCCCCGGACAAGAACGGCAAAGCCAUUCGCGAGCCAUUCCAAGGCUGCGGCGGCUCCGACACUUCAUCCGUCAUCCUCGAACAAGCAUGGAUCAUGAAAAUGGCGGGCGAGAUUGCCAGGCGUGUCUACGACGAGAAGCGUCGACAGCAUAGCGGCCUCUGGGAAGAGUCGGAGCCGACUCCGCCGCCAGCCUACGAGGCGGCAACCCACUGA
Ustilaginoidea virens is the source of this 1713-nucleotide messenger RNA. RefSeq lists its product as uncharacterized. The transcript is spliced from 2 exons. Lineage: Eukaryota; Fungi; Ascomycota; Sordariomycetes; Hypocreales; Clavicipitaceae. The record is from RefSeq and is a predicted model, not a curated record. Bases 1 to 1713 code for a protein of 570 amino acids. Gene Ontology annotation, molecular function: lipid binding. Gene Ontology annotation, biological process: mitochondrion organization; phospholipid transport. Gene Ontology annotation, cellular component: ERMES complex.